AUGAUGGCAUCUGUCAUUGUUCUUAUUGGAUUGUUCGUAACAUCAUUGAUUAUUGCGUCUUACUUCAAUUCGUAUCCCCUCAUUUGUAGUUUGAUAUCAACCUUUCUUUGUCUAUUCAUUUAUGAGUGGUAUAAUGUCCAUGGAGAUCGGCUCACUCUAAAGCGUAGAGCAUGUUUUGAUGUAUCAAAUGUUUUGGAAACUUAUCAGACACGAGCAAGGACAUUGGGACAUUUGUUUAAACCUGAUCCACCCACUCCCGGUGUUUCUUUUGCUGCAGGACCUGUUGAAACUAAUCCAUCUAGAAGUACAGAGUUCAACACACAUCGCGAUUCUCAUUAUGCCAACAUGUACGAAAAAGCUAUCAAACUUGCUAAAGAGAUGGAAGCGAUAGAUUUUCCAAUGGUGGAUGCAUUUAAAAGUGGUUCAACUGCUUACGAUGACUACUCGGAUGAUAAGAGUUUGGAUUUGAGUUUUGGAGAGAACUCUAUUAGUCCUGCCAAAUCUACAACAUCGAAUGAUUUGAAUGUAGAAUCCGAAGAUCUUCCAACUGCCAGAAGUCUACACGAUUCUGAUGAAGAAGUUCCGACAGCUCGUGAAAUUCUUUCUUCUCAUAGUACUUCCUCCGCUGACCGUAAAGCUUCAAAAAUAUCCGGAGAGGAUAUUUCAAGAAAGGAAAGAAAGUAA
Messenger RNA from Auanema sp. JU1783, 684 nucleotides. The record is from the annotation of a GenBank genome assembly. Lineage: Eukaryota; Metazoa; Nematoda; Chromadorea; Rhabditida; Rhabditidae.